This is a messenger RNA of Drosophila willistoni, 712 nucleotides long. RefSeq names its product protein Abitram. The record is from RefSeq and is a predicted model, not a curated record. The transcript has a single exon. Gene Ontology annotation, cellular component: filopodium tip; nucleus; lamellipodium. NCBI's taxonomy places the organism in Eukaryota, Metazoa, Arthropoda, Insecta, Diptera, Drosophilidae. Gene Ontology annotation, biological process: regulation of actin filament polymerization; regulation of filopodium assembly; dendrite morphogenesis. Bases 1 to 627 code for a protein of 208 amino acids. Gene Ontology annotation, molecular function: actin filament binding; actin monomer binding.
AUGGCAACGGCAGUGACAAGUCCAGUUGUAGGUCAGGACGAUCCAUUCGCAGCUUACUACUUUGAAGACAAAGAGCAGGAAAUCUGUGGCCAAUCUGUGAGACCAAUCACAGACAGCUACGAUGACAACUAUCCUAAUGUUGUGGAUAGAUUUUUCACACGUUAUUACUAUAUCAAGGGAAAUGCCGACUACCAAGUGCUCUAUCACUCCAAUCGCGUUUGCUUAAUAUGCCUGGCACCUUCGCAUCCUGCCUAUGCUCAAGGCAUCACACAAGUCAAUUUCAAUGUGGGUAAUGUAGAUCGCAGCCAGAAUGUGGUCAAGGGAAAGGGUAAGAAGGGCGGCAUGAUUCUGCAGGCAGACUCAACGCUGGCUUUACUUACCACAAAGACGGGUGAGACGUUCAAAAUUCCCAGCUGUAUUCGUGGCAAACUGGUCGAGGUGAACACGGAUCUCAUAGCAGAGCCAAAGUUACUGGAGCAGCUGCCUGAAAAAGCCGGAUACUUUGCCAUAUUACUGCCCAAGAUUGAGAACUGCGAGGAUAUUAAAGCCAGCCUACUAAACCAACAGCAAUAUGAAGAAUAUGUCAACAAUAACAAGCAAAUGGAGGUCAAAAAGGACGCUUUAUGAAAUUUAAAGAAUUAAAAUUAGCAUUUUGAGUUUGAAUUUUACUUGUUUUUAAAAAUAAAACCGAUACUAUCGAUUGUUGCUUCUA